CCCGCGGUUUCAGCCUCGCCCGGCAAAGCUUCGCCUCGGCUUCCCGGCGGCUGCGGCGGUGGCCGAAGGGACCGCCCGCCGGAGGGGCUCCUGGAGAAGCCGGCUCGAAGGAUGACACUUUCCCUGAGGAACCUCAGGGGGCCACUCGGUUGGUGACGAGUCCCCAUGUCCAUCUGAAGAGGGUUUCUCUGCAAGGGGAACGUUGAGCAUCCAGAACCCACAAGCAGCAAUGCUAGUGAAAGAGUACCGGAUCUGCAUGCCUCUCACCACCGAAGAGUAUCGAGUUGGGCAGCUUUACACCAUCAGUAAGCACAGCCACCAGGAGAGCGACCGAGGGGAAGGAGUGGAAGUGGUGAAAAACGAGCCUCACGAGGACCCUGUCCAUGGCCAGGGCCAGUUCACUGAGAAGAGGGUCCACCUGUCCAGCAAACUGCCUAGCUGGGCUCGCGCAGUAACACCACGGAUCUUCUAUAUUACGGAGAAGGCCUGGAACUAUUACCCAUAUACCAUCACAGAGUACACGUGCUCCUUCCUGCCCAAAUUUUCUAUCUACAUAGAGACCAAGUAUGAAGAUAAUUGUGGAAAUAGCAGCAAUAUCUUUCCCAGUGAAAAAAUCUUGAGAGACCAUGAAGUGAUGUUCUUGGACAUCGCUUUUGAUGAGAUUCCAGAGCGUUACUACAGGAGCCUAGAGGAUCUCCGGUACUUCUGCUCAACCAAGACAGGUCGUGGGCCACUGCAGGAGGGCUGGCGGGAGCAUACGCAACCCAUCAUGUGCUCCUACAAACUGGUGACGGUCAAAUUUGAAGUCUGGGGGCUGCAAACACGGGUAGAACAAUUUGUCCAUAAGGUCAUUCGAGAUAUUUUACUCAUCGGCCAUCGCCAAGCCUUCGCCUGGGUGGACGAGUGGUGUGACAUGUCCCUGGACGAGGUUCGUGCCUUCGAGAGUCAGAUGCACGUGGCCACAAACCAAAACUUCAGCAGUCAGGAGCCCUAACACCCCAAGCUGACAAGUCUUGCUCGGGACUCCCACUUUGUAUGCAUGACCAUGGAUGAGGUCCGCUUAUAUGAGAAGGAGACCCAGGAGGCCACCAAUGAGAUUGUCGGCAUCAUGACGCCUACCAUCUCCAUCAGCGAAGUGUGCCUGCCCCC
Molecule: messenger RNA, 1149 nt
Organism: Candoia aspera
Lineage: Eukaryota; Metazoa; Chordata; Lepidosauria; Squamata; Candoiidae
Product: cytoplasmic phosphatidylinositol transfer protein 1-like
Exons: 11
Coding region: 230-994 (254 amino acids)
Biological process (GO): phospholipid transport
Cellular component (GO): cytoplasm
Molecular function (GO): phosphatidylinositol binding; phosphatidylinositol transfer activity
Source: RefSeq, a predicted model, not a curated record